Pelmatolapia mariae (spotted tilapia) is the source of this 3382-nucleotide messenger RNA. It is a transcript of the gene piwil2, whose product is annotated as piwi-like RNA-mediated gene silencing 2. Lineage: Eukaryota; Metazoa; Chordata; Actinopteri; Cichliformes; Cichlidae. Bases 61 to 3333 code for a protein of 1090 amino acids. Gene Ontology annotation, molecular function: RNA endonuclease activity; piRNA binding; protein binding. The record is from RefSeq and is a predicted model, not a curated record. Gene Ontology annotation, biological process: regulatory ncRNA-mediated gene silencing. Gene Ontology annotation, cellular component: P granule. The transcript is spliced from 24 exons.
CGCACCUAUCAAUGUGACGCGUGUGCUAGGACGCAGAGACAGCCUAAGAACUUGACGCAUAUGGACAUAAGCCUACAGAAGUGGUUUCGCGGUGGGUUGAGAGAGCUGAUAGUGGUAAAAGUUGGUCAGAUGGAUCCAGGCAAGCCUCCUGAUCUCACUGAGAAGAUAGGUGCCCAUUGGCUGGGACGAGGAAGAGGAUUACAGCUUGGGGAGUCUGCUGUAGGACGUGGUAGAGGGCUGCUGCUCUCUACAGAAGAACCUGCUGUAGGACAAGGCAGGGCUUUCCCUACUUUUAGUGAUAACUCACUGGGACUAAGUGGAGCUGUCCCCAUUACUGAACCUGUGGUAGGAAGAGGUAGAGCGCUGUUGGCGCAACAGGAUAUAGUAGUUGGUCGAGCCAGAGGGCUGCUCAUCCCAGCAGUUGAAUCAAAGGUAGGAGUGGCGAGAAGUGCAGGCAUACUUAGACUGGAGCCACAUGAAGGACCCACACCUCCAAGUGAAACAAUGAUGCCAGCUCUAAUGGGAGAAGGCCCUACUUUGACAAAAGAAGAGAUUGGCAAGCCACCACAUGUUAAAGGAUCAACACUGGUCUCAAUGUUUAGAGGAAUGGGCAUUGAACCAUCAGCGACUUCACUGGGAAGAGGAGCAACACCACUGGGUAGGGGAGCAGCUGGGGAUGUGGGAGAGGUGAAACUGCGAGAUGCCCCACCAGGUGUCAUCAGCACACCACAGAGUAUCGGCCCAUCUGGAGAAAUGAUGGGCAGAGGCAGCAGUUUCCUUGGCCAAGGUUUGUCCCCUCAGAAAAUGGUGGGCCUCGGAAGAGCAGCUAUGCCUCAGCUUGGAGUUGGCAGAGGCCGUGCUUUGCUUCCUUCAUUUCCUGCAGGUCAAGACGUGUUUGUUUCUCCAAUGUCUGAGCCACAAACAGAAUACUCUCAGCCCUCUCUGACAGGAACUGUGUCCCCUGUGCACACCGUUCAAGAAGCCACAGACCUUUCCACUGGUCCAGCUGCAAAGACGGAGCUGACAAUGGAGGCAGUUCGUGAGCCACUGAAUAAGGCUGGAAUCAAAGGAGCUCCUAUAAAUAUUGGGUCAAACCACAUCCAAAUUCAAUGCAAGAAUGAAGCGGUGUAUCAGUACCAUGUUACAUUUACUCCUAAUGUCGAAUCAGUGGCGAUGCGUUUUGGCAUGAUGAAAGACCACCGUCCAACCACAGGUGAAGUUGUGGCAUUUGACGGUUCGAUACUGUACCUUCCUGUUAAACUGAAAGAUGUGGUUGUUCUCAAGAGUUUGAGACGGACCGAUAAUCAGGAAAUAGAAAUCAAAAUUCAAAUGACGAAGAUUUUACCACCAAGCUCAGAUCUGUGCAUUCCCUUCUACAAUGUGGUGCUCAGGAGGGUGAUGAAAAUCAUUGGACUAAAGCUGGUAGGCAGAAACCAUUAUGAUCCAGAAAGCGCAGUCAUUCUUGGAAAACACCGACUCCAGGUUUGGCCAGGCUACUCAACUGGUAUCAAGCGCACAGAUGGAGGCCUAUACCUGUGUAUUGAUGUCUCUCACAAAGUCUUGCGGAAUGACUCUGUGCUGGAUGUUAUGAACACGUUGUACCAACAGAGCAAGGAAAACUUUCAAGAUGAAUGCACCAAAGAACUCGUCGGCAGCAUUGUCAUCACCCGCUACAACAACCGCACCUACCGCAUCGAUGCCAUUGAGUGGAACAAAUCACCCAAAGACACCUUCACUUUGAUGGAUGGCACUGUAACUACCUUUGUGGACUAUUACAGCAAAAACUAUGGCAUUACAAUCAAAGAGAUGGACCAGCCUUUACUCCUGCAUCGGCCAAAGGAGAGGUCCAGACAGGGCGGGAAGCAAAUCAUCACUGGUGAGAUCCUUUUAGUCCCAGAGCUUUCCUUCAUGACAGGAAUUCCUGAGAAAAUGAGGAAGGACUUCAGAGCUAUGAAAGACUUGACAAUGCACAUUAACGUGAGUGGUGAGCAGCAUACUCACUCAAUAAAGCAACUUCUGAAGAACAUCAACACCAAUCCUGAAAGUCUGAAUGAGCUUGGUGGUUGGGGACUGGAGAUUGGCACAGAAAUCAUGAUGAUCAAAGGUAGAACUCUUCCCUUUGAAACCAUCUGCCUGCAGUCUUCAUCCUUUGCCACUGGUGCUGAUGUGUCUUGGUCCAGAGAGGUUGUGAGGGAUGCUUCAAUCAGCUCUAUUCCCUUGAAAACCUGGGCCGUCUUCUACCCUCGACGCUGUACAGCACAGGCUGAAGAGCUUGUUUCCACCUUUAACAAGGUGGCCACACCUAUUGGGGUCCAGAUGGGUCGACCCAUUUAUGUGGAGCUGAGGGAUGAUCGGACCGAGACUUAUGUCAAGACCAUCCACUCGCACCUCACGAGUCAGCCCAAUUUGCAGCUUGUAGUUUGCAUCAUUUUUGGCAACAGAGAUGAUCUCUACAGUGCCAUCAAGAAGCUGUGCUGUGUUAAAAAUCCCAUCCCAUCCCAGGCCAUCAAUGUCCGCACAAUUUCCCAGCAACAGAAGUUGAAGAGUGUGGCACAGAAGAUACUUCUGCAGAUGAACAGCAAGUUAGGAGGAGAGCUGUGGACUGUCAAUGUUCCUCUGAAAAACCUGAUGGUAGUUGGAGUUGAUGUCCACCACGACCCCAGCAAGUCUCAUCAGUCAGUUAUGGGGUUUGUCGCGAGCGUGAACAGCUCAUUGACCCGCUGGUACUCCAGAGUAAUUUUCCAGACCCCCAAUGAGGAACUGAUCCAUGGCUUCAGGGUUUGCUUACUGGCUGCACUGCAGAAAUACUAUGAGGUAAACCACAACUUGCCAGAAAAGAUUGUGGUGUACAGAGAUGGUGUCUCAGACGGCCAGCUUAAAAUGGUGGAGCAGUACGAGAUCCCACAGUUGAUCAAAUGCUUUGAGACUUUCCCCAGCUACGAGCCCAAGCUGGUCUUCAUCGUGGUACAAAAGCGCAUUAACACCACUCUCUACUCCUGGGCUGCAAACAGCUUUGGCACUCCCCCUCCUGGAACUGUCGUGGAUCACACCCUCACUCAGAAAGAUUGGGUGGACUUCUACCUGAUGGCACAUCACAUUCGUCAGGGCUGCGGACUUCCGACACACUACAUCUCUUUAUACAACACGGCAAACCUCACACCAGACCAUUUGCAAAGGUUGACUUUCAAGAUGUGCCAUUUGUACUGGAACUGGCCCGGCACCAUUCGUGUUCCAGCACCCUGCAAAUAUGCCCACAAACUGGCUUUCCUGUCUGGCCAGUACCUCCACUCAGAGCCGGCCAUCCAGCUCUCAGACAAGCUCUUCUUCCUUUGAGUUAUUCUUUGCCUUGAUGCAGACAGCAGUUACCUGUUUUUAAUGACAA